Messenger RNA from Leguminivora glycinivorella, 1299 nucleotides. RefSeq lists its product as uncharacterized. The coding region runs from base 100 to 603 and encodes 167 amino acids. Lineage: Eukaryota; Metazoa; Arthropoda; Insecta; Lepidoptera; Tortricidae. The transcript is spliced from 3 exons. The record is from RefSeq and is a predicted model, not a curated record.
AGACUCGCAUUUUUAUAUAAAACGGUCUUGCACAAGGUUGUCUCUAGUGGAUAGUGAAUUUCGGAAGAAUAAAGACGCCUGGACGAAAGAGAGUGCAAUAUGAAGGCUGUGAUCCUAGUCCUGACCUACGCCACGCUGGCCACCUCAUCAGCGGUCCGGGACAAGCGGAGCUGGUCACACACCGCAGGCCUACCCCGUCUCCGUGCACACAGUGGUCAGGCCAUCACACACGGUACUGCACGUGCACGCCCCACUCCACGCGAUCAAUCUAGUGUGCCUGCACGCGUUGUGUAUGCUGCUGGCUUUAGACGCUGGUUUCUAGCUGCUGUCCUGCUCCCCGUCUACGAGUACCCAGAAUCCACAGAGAUCCACACCCACGCCAAUACCGUGUACUCAGUCUCCGUGCCCGUCACACACACAGUCCACCUGGAGCAGCCUGCAUAUUCGCGGCAGGUCUACUACCACAACCCACCAUCGUACAACUACAACACUGUGUACUCGCCACAGGUGUACUCGCCACAGGUGUACUCGCCACAGGUGUACACGUCAGGGUAUAAUGUGUCUCCGUGGCCUUAUCAGCGUUAUGCUAAUACUUGGUGUUAAUAUUUAUCAUCAGGGAUCGUAACUUUUCCAGCUAAUUUGGUGCAGCAUUGUCGCGUUAAAGGAAUUUUGUAUACCUAUGUCCGAAGCCAGCUGGAAUAGUUAAUUAGGACUAUUAACAAUAAAAUGAGCCUCAAUUGAUAAUAAACACAUGUAUGAAUUCCUUUAUUUCUACCAUGCUGCACCGAAAUGGCUGUAAAAGUUACGAUCAUUGUUUAUCAUCUAUGGGUUAUUAAGGGUAUAUAAUGGCGUGAUAAAUUACGUUAUUCGUCAAUAAAAUUAGUCACUAUCAUAAAAACACACGUAGUCUUAUCACGUCAUGCGGACGCAGGUAUAAAUAGAAGACCGCACACUCCACAGAUUUAGGGUUCGCGCCCACGGGCAACAAAGUUGCUCGACGACUUACGUAUUUGUAUGAAAAGUUGCGUCGCUUCGUGUGCGUACUUUCAUACUAGCCCAUAGACCGAUGAUGUGAGCGACAAAAAAGUCGCCGCCAAAAGUUACCCGUGUGUGCACUCUCUUAAGAAGGAGGAGAUCGGAUAUGUUUGUGAAUUCGACUGCAAAAAUUAGCGACAAAAUGACAUUCAAAUGGAACGGAAUAUUACUGGAAUAAUUUUGUAGACAAAACGAGUUGCAACGUUAUUACUUUGCCAAUGGCGUUUCGUAAAAUUAUUUAUUACUAAAUAAAAAAACUAGUUU